Messenger RNA from Knipowitschia caucasica, 3654 nucleotides. The record is from the annotation of a GenBank genome assembly. NCBI's taxonomy places the organism in Eukaryota, Metazoa, Chordata, Actinopteri, Gobiiformes, Gobiidae.
AUGCCAGAGCCAGUGAAGAAAACAGUUUCAGCAUUUGCCAAGAAACCGAAGCCCCAGGAGGCGGCGGAGGGCUCCUCUGUGGUGUUCGAAGCAGAGACAGAGAAGACUGACGCCAAAGUAAAAUGGCAGUGCAACGCAAAGGACAUUGUGGCCAGUGACAAAUACUUAAUCACUGCGAACGGAAAGAAACAUUCUUUGACCAUUAAAGAAAUCACCAAGGACGACGCCAGUGUCUACGCAGUGAUUGCUGGAAGUUCUAAAGUCAAGUUCGAGCUCAAAGUUGUCACAAAGCCAGCCCCAGAGAAACCCCCUAUCGAGGCACCUGCAGAGACCCCUACUGAGACCCCUGCUGAGAUCCCUGCUGAGCUGAGCGCAGAGCCAGAGUCCACCGCUGUCCCAGUAGAUGGACCUCCGAAAGAUGAGACCGCAGCUACUGCCCCUGAUGCUGCAACAGAGGAUGGGCAGGCUCCCGACACAAGGCAAGACCUAAUUGGCCUCUUCACUGAGAAACCACAGUCCGGAGAAGUAACUGUGGGAGGAAAUAUCACAUUUGUGGCUAAAGUGAAUGCAACAUCUCUACUAAAGAAACCAACAAUCAAAUGGUUCAAAGGAAAGUGGAUGGACCUUGCAAGCAAAUCAGGAAAACAUCUGCAGCUGAAAGAGAUUUAUGAUCGCAACACAAAGAUCUAUACAUUUGAGAUGCAGAUUAUUGCAGCAAAGCCCAACUAUGCCGGAGGUUACAGAUGUGAAGUUUCGUCUCGAGACAAGUUUGACAGCUGUAACUUUGAGCUGACUGUACAUGAGGCCAGUGCAUCGGAGGGUUUGGACAUAAGAGCCGCCUUUCGACGAACUAGUGGCGACGGGAAGGAAGACUCAGGAGAGUUGGACUUCAGCGCUUUGUUGAAAAAGAGCAGUUUCCUAAAACCUUCAAAUCGUGCUGCGCAGGUGAACACGGAGGCAGAUGCUGACAUUUGGGAGAUUCUCAAAGACGCUCCUCCCUCAGAAUACGAGAGGAUUGCUUUUCAGUAUGGCGUCACCGACCUGAGAGGAAUGCUCAAGAGAUUAAAAAAGAUGAAGAAAAAAGAUGAAAAGAAAAGUGAAGCUUUUCUUAAGAGGUACAUCUUUGAGAGCGUGGGCAACAUGCGCUACCUCACAAUCAACCACUGUUCUCUGGCCGAUGACGCCGCCUACAGCUGUGUGGUGGGAGAGGAGAAGUGCACCACAGAGCUCUUUGUCAAAGAGCCUCCAGUCACAAUAGUGAAGAAUCUGGAGGAUCAGAUGGUGAUGAAGGGUGAACGAGUGGAGCUGGAGUGCGUCGUCUCUGAGGAAGGAGCCAAUGUUAAAUGGGAGAAGGAUGGGGUGGAGCUGACCAGAGAUGAAUCGUUUAAGUAUCGCUUUAAGAAAGAUGGCUGUAAACACAUCCUGAUUAUAAAUGAAGCUACAAAAGAAGACUGCGGCCUGUAUAAGGUUAAAACCAACGGCGGCGAGUCUGUGGCUGAGCUUAUAGUUCAAGAAAAGGAGCUGGAGGUUUAUCAAAGCAUUGCAGACCUGACAGUCAAGGCAAAGGACCAGGCGGUUUUUAAAUGUGAAGUUUCAGAUGAGAAUGUUAAAGGGACAUGGUUAAAAAACGGAGUGGAGGUCAAAGCCGAUGCAAGGAUUAAUAUAUUUCAUAUUGGCAGAAUCCACAAACUCACUAUUGAUGAUGUGAAACCUGAGGAUGAGGGAGACUAUACGUUUGUCCCAGACGGCCUCGCCUUCAACCUAUCAGCCAAAUUGAACUUCCUUGAGGUGAAGAUUGAUUACGUCCCACGACAAGAUCCUCCCAAGAUUCACUUAGACACAAUGGGACGCACUUCUGAGUCCACCAUCAUCGUUGUAGCAGGAAACAAACUGCGACUGGACGUUCCCAUCACAGGAGACCCGGCACCGACAGUGAUCUGGACCAAAGGAGAAAAGGUCCUCACUGAAGGAGAUGGCAGGGUCCAUGUUGAAACCACCAAGGGCCACUGUAUCUUCACCAUUGAAGGAGCAGAGCGUCAGGACGAGGGAAUCUACUCUGUGGUGGUCCGAAACGAAGCCGGAGAAGACACUGCUGACGUCCAUGUUAAAGUCGUGGAUGUGCCUGAUCCACCUCAAGCUCCCAGAAUCCUCAGUGUUGGGGAAGACUCUUGUGUUGUUCAGUGGGAUCCUCCGGUGUUUGAUGGCGGACAGCCUGUUAUUGGUUAUGUACUGGAGAGAAAGAAGACAAAGAGCUACAGGUGGAUGAGACUGAACUUUGAUCCGUACCCUGACACGACUUACGAGGCCAAAAGGAUGAUUGAAGGAAUGAUGUACGAGAUGAGAGUGUACGCCGUCAACAGCAUCGGCAUGUCCCGCCACAGUCCGGCUUCACAACCUUUCGUUCCUGUCGCUCCGACCAGUGAGCCAGUCGGCCUGUCUGUGGAUGACAUCACUGACACCACCAUCGCUCUGAAGUGGCGGCCUCCUGAGAGGAUCGGAGCGGCGGAGCUGGAGGGAUACAGGGUCGAGUACUGCAAGGAGGGCACUGACGAGUGGAUUCCGGCCUGCGAGGGGUUGACAGACAAGACGUCCCUCAUGGUCAGGGGUCUGAACACUGGGGACAAGCUGCAGUUUCGUGUCCGGGCGUACAACAUGGCAGGCCCCAGCGCCGCUGCCACUCUGGCUCAGCCCGUCACCAUCAGGGAGAUAAUGCAGAGACCAAAGAUUUGGCUUCCCAGAAAUCUUCGUCAAACUCUGAUCAAGAAAGUUGGAGAAUGUGUCAACCUGGUGAUACCAUUUCAGGGAAAGCCCAGGCCAGUGGUCACAUGGACAAAAGACGGGGAGCCGCUGACCUCCGCAUUAGUCAACAUCAGAAACAGUGAAACAGACACAAUCUUCUUCAUCCGUAAAACAGAGAGGAUCCACUCGGGCAAAUACCAACUGCAGGUUCAGAUUGAAAAUGUGGAGGACAAAACCACCAUCAAUCUACAGAUCGUUGACCUCCCCGGAGCUCCGGAAGCCUUGAAGAUCGUCGACGUCUGGGGUUUUAAUGUGGCUCUGGAGUGGAAGCCGCCAAAAGAUAAUGGCAACUGCGAAAUAACCGGCUACACCAUUCAGAAAGCAGACAAAAAAACAAUGGAGUGGUUCACGAUAUAUGAACAGUACAGACGCACUCACUGUGCGGCCUCAGACCUCAUUAUGGGAAACGAGUACAUCUUCAGAGUCUACGCUGCGAACCUCGUCGGCCUCAGUCCUGAGCCGUGCAACACAAAGGACAGCGCAUACAUCCAGAAAACAGCUAUUGAGUACAAGCCGCCCAGCUACAAAGACCAUGACUUCUCAGAGGCCCCAAAGUUCACUCGGCCUCUAGUGAACAGGUCCGUUAUUGCAGGAUACAACACCACUCUCAGCUGCGCAGUCAGGGGGAUACCAAAACCCAAAGUGACCUGGUUCAAGAACAAGAUGGACAUCUCGCACGAGGCCAAGUACCGGAUGCUCAGUAAACAAGGCGUUCUGACACUGGAGAUCCGGAAGCCCUGCACCUUCGACGGAGGCGUGUACACGUGCAAAGCCGUCAACGCCAGCGGAGAGGACGUAGUGGAGUGCAAACUGGAAGUGCGCGCUCAAAUCACCAAAGAAGAGACAAAGAAGUAG